Messenger RNA from Aedes albopictus (Asian tiger mosquito), 1841 nucleotides. RefSeq names its product protein arginine methyltransferase NDUFAF7 homolog, mitochondrial. Gene Ontology annotation, biological process: mitochondrial respiratory chain complex I assembly. Bases 83 to 1369 code for a protein of 428 amino acids. Gene Ontology annotation, cellular component: mitochondrion. The record is from RefSeq and is a predicted model, not a curated record. Lineage: Eukaryota; Metazoa; Arthropoda; Insecta; Diptera; Culicidae. The transcript has a single exon. Gene Ontology annotation, molecular function: protein-arginine omega-N symmetric methyltransferase activity.
UGACUUAUCAUAUCAGUUUAGUGCUUUCAUACCGCUCUUACGGCACAGCCAGCCAGCGGAAGGAACGAUAAUCAGUGCAGUGAUGAAUUUUCAAAUUAUCCCGCGAUCAUUAUGGCGGCAACAAACCCGAUUCUACAGCUAUAAACCGGUGAAAAGAGUAUCGCUACCGCCAGCUAACAAACUGCCUCAGAACGCGGACACUGCCGGCGGUAAUUUAUCACUCACAAAUGAUCUCAAAUCACGAAUCCGCGCAACCGGCCCGAUUCCGGUGGCCACCUACAUGAAACAGGUGCUCACCAAUCCAUCCGCGGGCUACUACAUGACCAGUGGCGACGUGCUCGGAAGCAAGGGCGAUUUCAUCACGUCGCCGGAAAUCGGACAGAUCUUCGGCGAGAUGAUUGCGGCGUGGUGUGUUAACGAGUGGUCCAAGUUCGGGCGACCGGUGCCCUUCCAGCUGAUCGAACUGGGACCCGGAAAGGGGACCAUGAUGCGCGAUGUGCUGAGGGUGUUUGACCAGCUGAAGGUGAGCAGCCACGGGAUGGCCGUCCAGAUGGUCGAGAUGAGUGAGCAUUUGAGUGCGGUGCAGGCGGAAGUGCUGUGCCGAAGCAGCACGGAAUAUACGGAUAAACCUUACUAUCGAUUUGGUGUGACUGCGAACGGGACCAAGAUUUACUGGUAUCGACAGCUUGAGGAUGUUCCGGAAGGGUUUGCCGUGGUGCUGGCACAUGAGUUUUUCGAUGCGCUUCCGGUUCAUAAGUUUGUGAAGCAGGACAAUGCCUGGAAGGAAGUUCUAAUCGACAUUGAGCCCCAGAAGGAGGACCGUUUCCGAUUCAUCGUCUCCAAAUCGGAAACGCCUAUGCUAAGGCUGUUCCUGAAUAAUUACACUGAUCUGCUCGAAGACCGAACCCAUUUCGAGAUUUCGUUUGAGGCGGAAUCGAUUGUACGGCAAAUUGGCGCCCGGUUUAGCGCCAACGGUGGAUUUGGUCUGGUGGUAGAUUACGGUCAUUUGGGUGACAAACGGGACACGUUCCGAGCGUUUAAGAAUCACAAACUGCAUGAUCCACUGCUGGAGCCGGGAAGUGCCGAUUUGACGGCGGAUGUCGACUUCAGUCUGUUGAAUCGGUUUUGUGAGGAUACGGCACAGAUUGUGACGAUCGGACCGACUAGUCAACGGGCGUUCCUGGAAGCGGCAGGUGCACAGGAGCGAUUGAAUGUUUUGAUGAGCAACGGUGGCCUGAGCGAAGGGGAAAAACAGCGGUUAGCGGAUGGAUUCAGGAUGCUGACCGAUCCGGAACAGAUGGGCGAAAGGUUCAAAUUUUUCGGACUGUACCCGAAGGAGUUGGAGAGUUUUGUCAGGCGAAAGUUAUAGGAAUUUGGAAUAAACAGAUGUUGAGCAUUAAAAAACUGAGCUUUAUUUUUGUGAAAUAGGUUGUUUAAUACAAAGAUUUAUUUAUAUAUCAGUUAUAUAGAGUAAUUGUUCCCGUCGUUGCGGUAGUUCCUAAUGUUGCGGUAAUGGCAAUUGUUUAGGCUUAAAGUUAUGUCGCAGAAGACGUUCAAGUUUGACGCAGCACCUUGUGUAAAGUGCCAUUUACACUUAUCAAUAAGUUGAUUCAACCAAGAGGUUCAAUCUUUCCUUCAACUUCAUCAAGAAACACAAUUUGAUGGAAAUAUUGCUAAAUGUAUUGCUUGCAUUUUUAUUGCGGAGAAGAUGGAUGAUAAUGUUGAAUCUUGAUAUAAAUACUGAUCAACCUGCAAAAGCGAGGAUUGAGGUUGAUGUUCAUAUCCUCAAUAUUUCCCCUCCGAAAGAUUGAUCCAACCACCACUAUCAUCCAGUCCAUCAA